Molecule: messenger RNA, 2618 nt
Organism: Oryzias melastigma (Indian medaka)
Lineage: Eukaryota; Metazoa; Chordata; Actinopteri; Beloniformes; Adrianichthyidae
Product: cholesterol 24-hydroxylase
Exons: 15
Coding region: 598-2121 (507 amino acids)
Biological process (GO): cholesterol catabolic process
Molecular function (GO): cholesterol 24-hydroxylase activity; iron ion binding; heme binding
Source: RefSeq, a predicted model, not a curated record
CCCAAAAUGAAUGAUAAAUUGAAAUACGAUAUUGGUCCAGUUUUCUCUCUUCUUUGUGUGUCACACACCCCUUAUCAACACAUUUUUUUCACAAACAAAUUAGAGAAAUAAUGUGAAAGAAUGUAUUUUAUAUUUAACCUAAGCUUCUGAUUAUUUGAUUUUUCUCCAGAAUAAGAGCCAUAGCUUUUAUUUGAUAAUUUUGAUUUAUUAUUUUAUGCAAAAUUACUUGUAAGAAUGUUGUUGUUCACUAAAUGUAUUUACAUAUUUUUUUUAUUUUUUUUUUUUACAAAAUGUGACGACCUUCAGAAUGAAAAAAAAAAGAAGAAGAAAAAAAAAGAAAAACUCUCAUUUAGGAAACGUGCCUGCACUCGAUCCCGGAACUCCGCAUUUCAAAGCGGAUUUCAAAGCCGUUGAGCUAAAAUUCGGCUUCACAAAUCAGACAAAUUUUCCUUUUUAAACACAAAAGUUUCCACAGUUCUUCGAAGUUCUGUUUAUGGUAGACUUAUGUAAUCUUGGUGCGUACAAAGGGCAGCUCGUUAGUUUGUAGUUCUUCGCGCUGAAUCUUUCAGGAAACUUUGUCGGGACAUCUUCUCCGCCAUGGCGUUCUUCGACCUUCUUUCCAAUGUCCUUUCAAACGCGUUUAUUGCGCUUUUAAUUCUCCUUCUCGUCGCGUUUUUGGGUUACUGUUUGUACAUCAAGUACACUCACAUGAAGUAUGACCACAUUCCCGGACCUCCGAGGGACAGUUUCCUUUUAGGACAUUCACCAACAAUCCUGCGGAUAAUGAGAGAGGGAGGAAUGCUGCACGAUAAAUUCUUGGAAUGGGCGGAGAUCUAUGGUCCUGUCUAUAGAAUUAAUGGUCUGCAUUUAGUUAUUUUGAAUGUCGCCUGUCCAGAAGCCACCAAGGAAGUCCUGAUGUCAGCAAAGCACCCAAAGGAUGGAUCCACCUACAAGAAGCUCUUUUAUUUGUUCGGCAAAAGGUUUUUAGGCAAUGGUCUGAUAACCGCACAAGAUCAUGAAAUGUGGUACAAACAGCGCCGGAUCAUGGACCCCGCAUUCAGCAGCUUAUAUCUGAGAGGUCUGAUGGGAACCUUCAACGAAAGAGCUGAGAAAAUGAUGGAAAGACUCUCAGAAAUCGCCGAUAAAAACAUGGAAGCAAAGAUGCUCCAACUUGUAAACUGUGUGACUCUUGAUGUCAUAGCUAAGGUUGCUUUUGGUGUGGAAUUGGACCUCCUGAACACGACGUCCCCCUUCCCAAAAGCCAUUGAAGUUUGUCUUAGAGGGAUGACGUACUACGUCAGAGAUGGCUUCUUUCAGUUAAAACCGAAGAACAGACCCUUUGUGAAGGAAGUGAGGGAAGCCUGCCACUUGUUGCGUUCAACCGGAGCCAAAUGGAUUCACCAACGAAAAACGGCAAUGCAAAAUGGGGAAGAAGUCCCAAAGGACAUCCUCACGCAGAUCAUCAAAACGUCUGCUGCAGAGGAAACCAUGACCGAAGAAGAUGAAGAGUUCAUGUUGGACAAUUUUGUGACUUUCUUUAUUGCGGGGCAGGAAACAACAGCAAAUCAACUGGCCUUUUGCAUCAUGGAGCUCACAAGACACCCUGAAAUCCAAGAAAAAUUGAGGAAAGAAGUGGAAGAAGUCAUUGGGAUGAAACAGGAAAUAAGUUACGACGACCUUGGGAAGUUGGUCUACCUCUCACAGGUUCUAAAGGAGACUCUUAGAUUGUAUUCGACAGCACCCGGAACUUCCCGGGAACUCGGAGAAGAAAUCACCAUUGAUGGCAUCCGCAUCCCUGUUGGAACCUCUUUAAUGUUCAGCUCCUAUGUGUGUGGAAGACUGGAGAGGUUCUUUAAGGAUCCACUGAAGUUUGAUCCCGACAGAUUUCACCCUGAUGCUCCAAAGCCUUAUUACUGCUACUACCCCUUUGCCCUCGGUCCGCGCUCAUGCCUGGGACAGAACUUUGCUCAGAUGGAGGCUAAAGUGGUGAUGGCCAAGCUGAUCCAGAGGUUCAACUGGGAGCUGGUUCCGGGACAGACCUUUGAGAUUGAGGACACUGGGACCCUCAGACCAAAAUCAGGAGUUGUGUGUUCUGUUAAACACAGGAAGAACGACAUUUAGAUUAUCCUAACAGUCAGAAGAAAUCAUAGGAACAUGUGAUCUAUGGAGUUGAUUUAACGUCUUCUUGUUUUUUGGCUUUAACUGAAAGUAUUACUUAAAAAUAUUUUUCUUGCUUUCUUUUAUAUGCUUCUCAAAGAAUUAGCCUUUUUUAUAUGUUUUUUGGGGUUGAUAUUUGCAAAUAAUAGCAGCCAAAUUUAUUUACUUUUCUGUGAAAACAUGUAUUUUGUCAAUCAAUCAAAGCAAAACUAAAUCGUCACUGUAUUUAAAAAUAAAAAAGAUCCAGAUUAUUAUCUCUGUACUUCUGUUAUUAAAUUAUAUUUAAUAUUUUUUCAUGUAUUUAAUAAUAACAACACUUAUAUCAAAAACACCUGCUAAACUGUACAUUAACAUGUCCCUUUCCAUUGAAAUACACUAUAUCGAGCUCAGUGUAACAGUAUUAACUGGUGCUAUGUUCCCAGUUUCUGAUUGGAAGUUGAAAUAAACAGCUUUAAAAUAAA